GCCAUCGCCUGCGUCACCGUCACCGUCCUCGUCCUCAUCGGCCUCCUCGGGGGCCUCCUCGGCAGUUAACGCCGACCCCUUACUGGUCUCUGACGUCACUUCCUGUCUCCGAUGACGUCACUUCCUGUUGGGGGACGCACACAGCGCCGCCGUCCUCGUGACGUCAUUGGGCGGCGCCGCGCGGCGAUGGCGGAGGCGGCGGCGGAGGCGGCGGUCGGGCCCGGGGGGGGCGGAGGGGUCUCCUCAGGAGCGGCGGCGGCGGCACAGGCGCCUCCCCCCGCCCCCCCCCGCGAGGCUGAGGUGGCCGUGGAGAUAGGGGAGACGUAUCUGUGCCGGAGGGGCGACGGGAGCUGGCACUCGGCCGAGGUGAUCCAAUCCCGUCUGAACGAGCAGGAGGGGAGGGAGGAGUUCUACGUCCACUACGUGGGAUUUAACCGCCGCCUGGACGAGUGGGUGGACCGGAACCGCCUGGCGCUCAGUAAGACCCUGAAGGAAGCGGUGCAGAAGAGUUCGGAGCAGUUUUUGGCGGAAUUGGGAGAACAACCGGAGCGGAAAAUCACCCGGAACCAAAAACGGAAACACGAUGAGAUCAACCACGUCCAGAAGACCUAUGCAGAGAUGGAUCCCACCACGGCGGCGCUGGAGAAGGAGCACGAGGCGAUCACGAAGGUGAAGUACGUGGAUAAGAUCCACAUCGGACACUUUGAGAUCGACGCGUGGUACUUCUCCCCUUUCCCGGAGGAUUAUGGGAAACAACCGAAGCUGUGGAUCUGCGAAUACUGCCUCAAAUACAUGAAAUACGAGCGCUCCUUCCGCCUCCACCUGGCGCAGUGUCAGUGGCGGCAGCCGCCCGGGAGGGAGAUUUACCGCAAGAACAACAUCUCCGUCUAUGAGGUGGACGGCAAAGACCAUAAGAUCUACUGUCAGAAUCUGUGCCUUUUGGCGAAGCUCUUUCUCGACCACAAAACUCUGUACUUCGACGUCGAACCCUUCGUCUUUUAUCUCCUGACGGAGGUCGACCGCCACGGCGCCCACAUCGUGGGGUACUUCUCCAAGGAGAAGGAGUCUCCGGACGGGAACAACGUGGCGUGCAUCCUCACGCUGCCGCCGUACCAGCGCCGCGGCUACGGAAAAUUCCUCAUCGCCUUCAGCUACGAGCUGUCGAAGCUGGAGGCGACCGUGGGCUCUCCGGAGAAGCCGCUCUCGGACCUGGGGAAGCUGAGCUACCGCAGCUAUUGGAGUUGGGUCCUCCUCGAGAUCCUCCGCGACUUCCGCGGAACACUCUCCAUCAAAGACCUCAGCCAGAUGACGAGCAUCACGCAGAGCGACAUCAUCAGCACUCUGCAGUCGCUCAAUAUGGUGAAGUACUGGAAGGGGCAGCACGUGAUCUGCGUCACCCCCCGCCUGGUGGAGGAGCACCUGCGCAGCGCCCAGUACAAGCGGCCCCCCAUCACCGUGGACUCCAUUUGUCUGCGUUGGGCGCCGCCGAAGCACAAAGCGGCCAAAGUGGCCAAGAAGUGACCCCGACUUUACUGGAGGGCAUUCGGUAGCCACGAAGUCACCUCCGGAAGCCCUCCUGAGGCGCUCCUUUCGGUGGCCACGCGCCCAAUUCCGGUGGCCACGUGCCCAAUUCCGGUGGCCACGCACUGAGUUUCCGUUCCGGGAGUGGUGGUUGUGUCCUAUAAACCCUUUGGCUGUUGCCACAAACUCA
Molecule: messenger RNA, 1711 nt
Organism: Cuculus canorus (common cuckoo)
Lineage: Eukaryota; Metazoa; Chordata; Aves; Cuculiformes; Cuculidae
Gene: KAT8
Product: lysine acetyltransferase 8
Exons: 13
Coding region: 112-1521 (469 amino acids)
Biological process (GO): regulation of DNA-templated transcription
Molecular function (GO): histone acetyltransferase activity
Source: RefSeq, a predicted model, not a curated record